AUCCACGCGGUGUUCUGGAAACUAAGAGCUCUUCGCCCUGCACCCUCGUUCUUGUUGUUGUUGUUGGUUUGUGAGGGGUGCUCUGUCUGGGGUUAGCCUGCGCGUUGGUUUCAUCGCUCGUAUCUCCUCACCCGUCGUGGUUUAGUCGCCGUCCCCGCGGGGUGCUGCCGCCAUGGGGCUUACAUUCACAAAACUGUUCACGAAAUUGUUCUCGAAGCGGGAGAUGCGCAUUCUGAUGGUAGGUCUCGACGCAGCUGGUAAGACCACCAUUUUGUACAAGCUGAAGCUGGGCGAGAUCGUCACCACCAUCCCCACCAUCGGGUUCAAUGUGGAGACCGUUGAAUACAAGAACAUCAGUUUCACCGUUUGGGAUGUCGGAGGUCAGGACAAGAUCCGACCAUUGUGGAGGCACUAUUUCCAGAACACUCAGGGGUUGAUCUUCGUGGUGGACAGCAACGAUAGAGAUCGUGUUGUGGAAGCAAGAGAUGAACUUCAUCGCAUGCUAAACGAGGACGAGCUACGUGAUGCGGUCCUACUCGUGUUCGCCAACAAGCAGGAUCUGCCAAAUGCCAUGAAUGCUGCAGAGAUCACUGAUAAGCUUGGGCUCCACUCACUCCGCCAACGCCAUUGGUACAUUCAGAGCACCUGUGCAACUUCUGGAGAGGGUUUGUACGAGGGUCUGGAUUGGUUGUCAAGCAACAUUGCCAACAAGUCUUGAUUACGGCGAUAUGUGGAAUUCUAUGCUCCUAAGUGAGCUGUCCCUUAGCUGAAAUGUGAGGAUUUAGUGAACUCCUAUUGUAGAGUUUUUGAGAUGGCGUAGCUUAGAAAUUCUGAUUUUGAAUGAUAAUGUCUCUCAGUCCGAGUGCCUCAGUAAGCAGGAUGCCUUGAAGGCAGUUGUAUGCACAUAUGGAAUUUAGGCCCUUAAAUGUAUCACAGCUCUAUGAUUUGAUCUUAGUUUGAAUUUGCAU
Molecule: messenger RNA, 968 nt
Organism: Physcomitrium patens
Lineage: Eukaryota; Viridiplantae; Streptophyta; Bryopsida; Funariales; Funariaceae
Product: ADP-ribosylation factor 2
Molecular function (GO): GTPase activity; GTP binding
Source: RefSeq, a predicted model, not a curated record